AUGUCUGUUCCAACAAGAAUUCUAGUGAAACUUGUUAAAUCUGGUAUUGAGCCUAAGCUAGCUGAUUUUUCAGAAUGUAUUCUAAAUUACUUUGGGCUGACAAGUGGGUCUGGGAGUCUCUAUGUGGAGCUAAAAGACAAUUAUCUAAUAAUCAGUGAUGUCAGCCAGGCAGGAAGUGAUGAAGUUGCCAUACAGCAUCCAACAUUCUGUCCUAUGCUUCACUUGAGUCUUGAAGCAGUGUCUUUACCAGACGAGAUCAGCACUCGUGGGGUAGAUGUUGGUGCAUCAAUCCUCUUAGAAUCAUCUGAUGGAAAAAUCCUCCUUUCAAAACGAGCGCGCCACCUGCGAAUAUUUCCUGGACUAUGGGUUCCACCUGGUGGCCACAUAGAGGAAAAUGAAACAAUGUUGGAAGCCGGUUUGAGAGAACUGAAAGAGGAGACUGGACUUAAUCUAAAACCAUCUGACUGUCUCCAAAAUAAAAUAUACCUGUUAGCACUUUGGGAGUCUGUUUACCCACCAAAGCUAUCAGUUGGACCACCUGUUCGUCACCACAUUGUUGUGUAUUUUCAUGCUAAGCUUCUGGAAGACCUCACAGCUGAAGUAAUGGAAAGACGUAUAAAUUUUGAACCAGGAGAGGUAGAUUCCUGUGCAUGGUUAGACAGAGAUAUAGUUUCUGCAAUUGCCCAGUCGUUUGAUGAGGACUAUGAUGAAGGCAUCAACAAUGACCAUUUACCAAAGUCUUUCAGGGCAUUAGUUCUGGAUGAAAAUCAGAAGCAAAUAUUCUGUGAUCUUCCAACUGAACCUCUAGUCAGAAUUUUAUCUGCUAGUGCAGAUGACAAGGAGAGAGUUAGCACAGGAACAAAGUUUGCUCUUCAGAAACUUCUUCAGUUUGAAGCUGAUUUGUUAUGA
Messenger RNA from Candidula unifasciata, 909 nucleotides. Lineage: Eukaryota; Metazoa; Mollusca; Gastropoda; Stylommatophora; Geomitridae. The record is from the annotation of a GenBank genome assembly.